AUGCGAAUAGACCAAACAGCACACUACCGCGCCGAUACAGAUGAGGGCGGAGAAGAGUUUGCGAAACUCAUUCCACGGGGAGGGCACACCGUUCCCAUCAAAGAUGAGGAGACGGGUGAAAGUCGCAUUUACACGGUGACGCUCUUUCACCAGCUCAAGUGCCUGGGAAUUAUCCGUGACAACUAUGCGGAAAUGCGCCCCCCGUCGUCGGUUACUCGUCACUGCAUGAAUUAUCUUCGCCAAUCAAUUUUGUGCCACCCCAACAUCAAAAUCGAGCCGGUCGUAAAUAACUUGGGGACCGCCGUCAGGGGAUACGAGACCGUUUGUCGUGACUGGACAAAAGUGUAUGAGGAGGUGGAUAAGCUAAAUGGAAUGACUUCGGAUGUGUAG
This is a messenger RNA of Suillus plorans, 390 nucleotides long. RefSeq lists its product as uncharacterized. The coding region runs from base 1 to 390 and encodes 129 amino acids. The record is from RefSeq and is a predicted model, not a curated record. Lineage: Eukaryota; Fungi; Basidiomycota; Agaricomycetes; Boletales; Suillaceae. The transcript has a single exon. Gene Ontology annotation, biological process: mycotoxin biosynthetic process.